AUGCCUGACAAACCCGGAACUGUCGCCGCAUAUGCGGCCGGAGCCUCUUUGGCUGCCAUUACCCUGUUUUACGUCUUCGGGCCGAACUUCACCAUCGACGGCGAGGAGUCGAGCAAUAGUGAUCGGAAGAAGGGCGUAGUGGGCCUGUCGAAUCCCGCCAACGAUUGCUUCAUCAACUCGGUCCUCCAGGCUCUAGCUGGCCUCGGCGAACUGCGCGUGUACCUUAUCCGCGAACUGCAUCGGCGAGAACUAGACGGACCCGAUGCUUAUAACCAGCUGUCCGGCCCCGACGAGCCGUCGACGCAGACAAAGCACAAGCUCGCGCCGCAGAGGCGGCGAGAACUGCAACAAGGAACGGUUACUCUGGCGUUAAAGGAGAUGCUUGAUCGCUUGAAUGAGCGGCCAAUCUACAAAAAGACCAUCUCGGCGCGCCCGUUUAUCCAAGCGCUGGAAUAUGCGUUUCGCACUCGGAUCAGUCGUAACCAGCAGGAUGCGCAUGAAUUCCUGCAGAUCGUUGCAGAGCGUCUCUGUGACGAAUAUCACGCGGCAGUCAAGGCAAGACAGCGAGCACAAGGAGGCGGCGCGGAAGCGGAUGAGGAGAUUGCAGAGAAUGAAGUCCCCGCGGAGGUUUCCGUGCGCAUCGACGAUGGAUCCAAGGAAGGGCUGCCUGCAAUCAUCGAUAACAAGCUGAAGGAAAUCGAUAACGAACAUGGCUUCCCGAUGGAAGGGCAGCUUGAAUCGCAAAUCGAAUGCCAAUCCUGCCAUUAUCAGUACCGUCCAAACAAGACUUCUUUCGUCAACCUCACGCUGCAAGUGCCCCAAAAGAGUUCUGCAACGCUGAGCUCUUGCUUCGAUGGUCUGCUAAAGACUGAGUACAUUGACGACUUUCGAUGUGACAACUGCCGGCUUCGACAUGCGCUGGAGAGCAAAAUCCUGGCAAAAACCAAAGCAGCGUCAGCUGCCGAGAAGGAAGAUCUGGACGCACAAAUCUCCAAGAUCCAACAGGCCCUCGAAACGGAUCCAGAGCAGGCUUUGGAAGGGGUCGCACUCCCUGCCGCCGAGUUGGCUCCCAAACGCCGAAUUGCGCGCCACAUGCGGAUCACGGUGUUUCCCAAGAUCAUUGCUAUUCACUUGUCACGGUCGAUCUUCGACCAGAGCAGCUCCACCAAGAAUGCCGCCAAAGUGUCCUUCCCAGAGCGUCUCCCGCUGGGGGGGAUCCUCAGCCGCAAAUGGUAUAAGCUGCUAGGAAUUGUUUGUCACAAGGGAAGUCACCAUAGCGGGCAUUACGAGUCCUUUCGCCGAAGCCACAUAUAUCCACCUUUCUCUACGCCCGACGCGUUUCGAUCCUAUGCAGAGAGUCGGGCUGGUAGCGAGAACCCGUCGGUGGCUGGUAGUCCACGUCUUCCGGCUACAAAGAAAUUAAGUCAUUCUUCUGUUGCGGGCAUCGACGCCAGCCCUCUCAGCAUCUCUCCAGCCGACUCGUCUCUUUCGCUGUCGAGCAGCAGCAAUAACCACGCAUCGCCAUCGCCUCCAACCGCACAGUCCCCGUCAAUAUCCACGCAUUCGCGGAAGUCGGUCAGUGGCACGGCAUCGCCCGCCACGCGCUCUGUCGAGGUGCUGGAUGGAGACGAGCCAGAAAACACGCCCCAUCGCACAUCAUCGGUGCGGUUGAGCAUGUCAAAACAACGCCCAUCAUCUGCACAGCGACUCUUAUGCAGACGCAAGACGAUUGAACGCUGGUGGCGCAUAUCAGACGACAAGGUCAAGGAGUGCAAGACUAGUGACGUCCUGGGCAUGCAGAAGGAGGUAUAUCUUCUUUUCUACGAGAUGGAAAAGCCCGCGCCAUCGUCUGCGCCGAUGAAUUAA
This is a messenger RNA of Talaromyces atroroseus, 1866 nucleotides long. RefSeq names its product Ubiquitin carboxyl-terminal hydrolase 16. Lineage: Eukaryota; Fungi; Ascomycota; Eurotiomycetes; Eurotiales; Trichocomaceae. The record is from RefSeq and is a predicted model, not a curated record. Gene Ontology annotation, cellular component: cytosol; nucleus. Gene Ontology annotation, molecular function: cysteine-type endopeptidase activity; cysteine-type deubiquitinase activity. Bases 1 to 1866 code for a protein of 621 amino acids. The transcript has a single exon. Gene Ontology annotation, biological process: protein deubiquitination.